AUAUCAAAGCCGUGGGGUAGCUUGCAAACCCUUUAGAUUAUUCACAAGGCAGUAAAACUAUUGCAUACAUGGAAUGGCAUGUGCGUGCAGAAUUGUUUGGCAUUAAAAAUCUCACACCAGGCAGCCAAACGAUGAAAGUUUGUAACCCUGUACUUUCCAUAUACGGUUGGCUGGAUGAAUCCGCAGAGGCGAAGCCGCGGAUAUAGGAAGACCGACGGUAGUCUAAAAAUACAGUUAAAUGGUAGUUUACACAAUUUUGUUUUAAAACCAAUUGUAUAGUUUGCAUUAAAUUACUUGUAGGUAAUUUUUACGUGACUGCUGAUUACAAGUAAGACGUGUCCCAUUAGCAUUGCUGCUAAGUUUAACGUCUGUGGUCAGAAUGACUGCAGUACAGAAAAGCGGGAAUAGAGCACCAAGGCUACGUUACCAGUUAGCUCGAACAGUUAAUUGUAUACCCUCAAGAAAAAACAGUAGGUCAGACGUAAGAGUUACUCAUGUCCAUUGCAGUCCAUUUUACCACUUGUAUGUCGUUUUGGACAAAAACGUCCCCUGGAGAUCUUAAAAAAUAACGCUAGCAACAUCACUUUCACUACAGAUUUGUGAAGCUUGGAAGUUAUCAGUACUGAUUACUGAUAUUGGAAGGGGGAGUCAAUCCAAUCUCGACAUCACAGACAAUAUGAAGUGUGUAGUGGUCAGAAUUACCGACGGUGAAGAUGGCCUUUAGGCCGCAAAUGCUUGGAUGGCCCAGUCUGUAGAUUAUUGGACAAAAAUAUGUUAAUAUGGGUAUUGCUAAUGGCCGAAAUUUCCCAACGAGUCCAUCACGAACUUCAGGAAGUGGAAUUUGAUAUGUUUGCGUUUUUUUCUGCUUGGUUUACGCAGUAGCUGUAUUUGAAAGUAUACAAUACGUCAAAAUCAGGCAAACACGUAGUAAUAGAACGUAUUAGAAGAUAAGAAUCUUUCGGUAGAACACGAAGACAGUAUAUUAAGUACAUUCAGUGUCUCUUUAAACGGCUCGUGAAGACGACGGAUAUCGGCAAAGGUAAUCUUAGCUCCUCGUUAAUAUUGGGGGUUGGCGGCGUCAGGGUAAAAUUUGCACUGAUUAGCGGACUGAGAUUGCAUCGUUUGUGAUUUUCUUGAAUGGGAAUCAGAGCAAGGGUAGGUUUGUUUUCAGUAUUGGUAAGGACCGAGUCAGAGCCGAACCUCCAUGCCUAAACACACACGGUACUGCCACAUGUCCCUUCCGUCCAUACCUAAAUCGACGCCUUGUGAUCGGUGGACCAGGUUUAAUUGUUUGAUUAUGUCUGCUGUACUGGAUGUUAAACAGAGAUUAAUCGCCAGACACUAAAAUACUUGUAAAGAAAACUGCAUUUACAUAGGAGAUUUUUAUAGAAACUUAAUGGUAGAUAUAUUCCCCCAUCUUCAUCUACGCAGUUAAAGACACUAAAUCAAUAUUUGUACAAAUAGUCAAUCUCGAUUGUUUCAAUAUCAUUAGAUUCCUGAAGUUCAGCCAAGGACAAAUAUUAAGGACAUAAUUUAUUAGAAUAUAACUGACAUCUGUUAUAGUCCAAACAUCUUUAAAAUUCCACAAAAUACUUUCACAAUAUUAAUACACAAUGUUAAAGAUAUGUAACAAUUGAUUGAAAUAAUCACAGUCAUCCAUCCAUCCAUUUUCCAAACCGCUUAUCCUACUGGGUUGCGGGGGGUCCGGAGCCUAUCCCGGAGGCAAUGGGCAUGAGGCAGGGAACAACCCAGGACGGGGGGCCAGCCUAUCGCAGAUCACAGUCAUUAUUACACGAAAAUAAUAUAAAUUACGUCUAUAUAUGAAUUGAAAUAUCAUUAAUUUAAAAUAAACAGUGAGAAACUCCUUAAUUCCCAGAGCUGUGCUGUCCAUCUCCCCUCCCGACAAAUUUCUCAACAUGGACAUAAUGUAGUUACAAAUACCACAACUCAAUACAUUGUAACUUAUUUCCAUGCUUAUUUAUGCACCCUCUGAAACGUCAAUUCUUAUAUCUCCAUUUUUUUUAAAAGUAGCUCCAAUUUGGAUGGGGACAGUACAUUUUUUGAGUAAUUUUUAAUUAAAAGCUUUUAAUGAAGAAACAAACAACUGAGAAUCUAAAGAAUGAUGUAUUCCUUUACAGAAAUAUAUAAAAUGUCUAGUCAGUUUCAGACAUUUUUGGGUUAUGGACAUUUUAUUCCCUGUAACAAUCCAGGGCAGAUACUAUUUGUUUCUGGUAGUAUGUUCCUUAAAUUAGACAUUUGUUGGCCAUCCAUUUUCUAUACCCACUUGUAACUGCCUUUCUUUUUCUCGCUCUCUCUCACACACAGGCACACACACAUCCAGUAAAUGUGCUGUCAUGCUCACAUAGUUGCUCAGCUUGUUGACUUUGUAUAAUGGUGGUUUAUGUUUUUUUACUAAGUGCCAACAGUCUCACACACUUGCAGUCUGCUGCUGACAUUGACAUGGUCAGUUUGUGACCUGUCUUAUAUCCUGAACUAAUGUAUCUUCCACCCACAAUAUGAUUCUGUUCUUUCUCUCUUUCUCUCUCUCUGUUAGCAAUGGCAUUUUCUUCCAUGGUCCAUAUAAUUUUCAUCCUGUCCCUGGUCAGCCACAGUUCCUCCUUGGACGUGGCUUCUCCUCCUGGCAAGGAAAACACGGUGUGGGUCAUGGUGGCGACGGCAGCAAUGGUUGGGGCACUGGUGGCUUUGCUGUUGCUGGGGCUGGUGGGCCUGAUGUGGCGAGUGGCAGAGGUACGCAGUGGAGUGGGACCGCUGCUCCUGCUGCUCGCCGGCAUCGUUGGGCUCUGCAGCCUCAGCAUUACGUACCUUAUAGAGCGGGGAGAGCAUCUCUGCGUCGUACGGCGCAGUUUCUGGGGGGUGCUAUUUGCCCUCAGCUUUGCUUGCCUGGUGGUCCAUGGUGUGCGGCUGCGGCAGUUGGUGCGUGGUGCCCGUAGUCCAGGCAAUGGUGUUCUGGUGGGGCUGGCAGUGUUCCUUGCCAUAGUGGAUCCUGAGUGGAUCCUACUCAUUGUGGUGCGCAGGGACCUGUCAGCCUGUGAAUACCACCCACUGGAACUGGUGCUAACCAGUUCCUAUGUGCUGCUCCUGCUUGCGACAGCACUGGUGGGAGCAGUCUGGAGCCUGUGCGGGGGGCAGCCACAGUGGCGAUGUAGUGCCAUGUGGCUGCUCGCCACGUGCCUCUCUUCAGCCCUGCUGUGGACCACCUGGCUUACGUUCCAUCUUCAUGGCAACGCAGCUCUCGGCCUGUCCUCCGCCUGGGAUGACUGGGGGCAGGCCUUGCUGCUGGUGGCACAGGCCUGGGUGCUGCUGGUGCUGCAUGCCGUCCCUAAGGUCCACGCUACCUUGCGGGCCACACGCCACCAGAGGGACGGCUUUCCCUUUGAUGACAGCAGCUCAGCUUCUGAAAGUGACCAGAACGGCACCAUUAGAACAGAACCCAUUGCUCCCUGCCAGGGCAACAUCGACCACACCACUGUGCAGAUUUUCAUAGUGGAUGAGGCAGCCGUGUCCUCCAUGCCCCCCACCUUCACAGGUCCCCAUGAUGCACAGCCCCUCCCACUUGGGCCCCCCCAGGACCUGGAGCUAGGCCAACUUCCCUAGUUGUCCCCGCAUGAUGGAAAUAUCCGUGGUGUCAUGACACUUACAGUAAAAGGUUGCAACUGCUUUGAAGGUUACAAUGAAGUCUCUGAUCUUCCACUUACUGUGUAUCCAGCGCAAUCACCCUCAGCACGGGAGCUCCGCAAGGCUAUGUUUUGAGCCCACUGCUGUACACCCUCUACACCUACGACUGUGUAGCCACACUCAGCUCAAAUUCCUAUGUGAAAUUUGCUGAUGACGCAGUAGUGCUCGGCCUCAUCUCCAACAAUGAUGAGUCUGCCUCCUUGAAGGAAGUGGAGAACCUUGGAAGGUGGUGCCUGCAUAACAGCCUCAGCUGAACGUCAGAAAAAUAAAGGAGCUGAUGUCGGACCACAGGAGGCAGUGGGGCUCCUGCACACCUGUCCACAUUAAUGGAGCUACAGUGGAAAGAGUGAGCACCUUCAAAUACCUCGGUGUCCACCUACAGGAGGACCUCACCUGGUCCACACACGCACGUACUCUGGUCAGCAAGGCGAGGUAGCGGCUCGAAUUCAGACAAAUGCUUCCGCAGCCUUAUGACCACAAUGGAAAGGUCAAGGAGGAGCUUUUUCCCACAGGUCAUACUGUAAGGCUCCUAAACCAGGACAAUACUCAGUGCCUCUAGGUAUUGCUUUCACACUGUCCAAAUUGUUGGCACAUACCUCAGGCCUUUAUUGCACUUAUAUUGCAAAGCAAGUACCUCUUAUCUAUCACUUAUGUACAGAUUAUGUACAGCUGAAGAUUUCAUAUAUAUUUUUUAUCUCAUAUUGUUAUUUUUUCUAUGUAUUUUGUUAUCAUGCACGGCUGCUCAGAGUGACCAGGGUUACAUUCCACUACGUUGUAUGUGUACGACUGUGUACGUGACGAAUAAAUCUCUUGAAUCUUAAA
Messenger RNA from Brienomyrus brachyistius, 4518 nucleotides. RefSeq names its product G-protein coupled receptor family C group 5 member B-like. Bases 2557 to 3615 code for a protein of 352 amino acids. NCBI's taxonomy places the organism in Eukaryota, Metazoa, Chordata, Actinopteri, Osteoglossiformes, Mormyridae. The transcript is spliced from 6 exons. Gene Ontology annotation, cellular component: signaling receptor complex; intracellular membrane-bounded organelle; extracellular exosome. Gene Ontology annotation, molecular function: G protein-coupled receptor activity; protein kinase binding; protein kinase activator activity. The record is from RefSeq and is a predicted model, not a curated record. Gene Ontology annotation, biological process: G protein-coupled receptor signaling pathway.